AUGUAGCUAAAAGCACGGGUUGUAAGAUCGCUCCUGAAAAAUCAACGAAAUUUAGUCGAAAACCGCAAAAUAUCAUACUUUUUAUCUGCACCAUAACAUCUUCACUCCUUGGUGACCAUGACUGACUCCCCUGAUGUCAGUAAAUCGACGCGAAGCGGAAGAAAACGAGGGAAAAACGACCAACCUUCACCAGCUCCCCCAGCAACUGGCGGUGAAAUCCAAGAUGGCUGCCAGUUUUGCCGUGACGCCCUGUCCGAUGUAAACAACAAGCUGGACAAAAUUCUCCAAUCACUUGACAACAUGGGAGUACGUCUUUCCACUCUAGAAGCCAGCUAUCAACAGACAAAUCACCGUGUUGACAUUAACAGCAAGGAGAUUGAUGAUCUGAAAACAUCGGUGGAAAUGGUCGAGGGGAAUUGCCGGUCACUCAAGGAUCUCAUCGACAACAGAAGCCAGUGUAACCACCUGGAAUUCAAUAAACUCGAUGACCAAAUCGAUGACCUCCAAAAUCGAAACCGACGGAACAACAUAGUGAUCCAUGGUAUCCCCGAGAGCGCAGGAAACGGCCAGUCCUGUGAGGAGUUCAUCGGGAAAUUCCUGGCUGACCACAUGAAGCUUGAUGGAGGCUCUGAAAUAGAGAUAGAGCGAGCCCACCGCACUCCUGGACACCGGCCACCAAGCACGGGCCCCAACCAACGCCAACGCCCGCGGCUGAUUCAUUGCAAGCUCCUGCGGUAUACUGACAGGCAACACAUCAUCAAGAACGCCGCUCGCCACCUGAAGAACAACCCAUUCCAAGGCUCCAACAUCUUCAUAAGCGAUGAUGUCACCCAGAGGAUCCGUGAGCAAAGACGUCGACUUAGGGAACAACACCUACAAUCCAUUCGGCAGGACUCACGGGUACAAUUCGCCUACAUCCCCAUGUCAGUACCAGCAGUCAUCAGCUACAAACUCAAGAGCGGUUCAUUCAAGACCUUCAGAAUGGGGCAAUCUAACCUGAUAUCUUAACGCCAUCAAUAAGGUAUAUAACAUCUUGCUUUAGCUACAUUGUAACUUACUACUUAAGUUUACUACUUAAAUAUGGUAACAAUUUCUUUCCUCUUAUUCACAACUACUACCAUCCUUAACAUCACCAAAAUCGUGCAAUAUCUGGCAGAUCACCUUCUUAUAAUAUCAUUUCAAUGUCUCCUUAAGUCACCGAAUAUUUGGGGUUUAGUGCAUAUAAUUAUAACAAAAUAAUGUGUGAAUUUAUGAUCAUUGUCUACCCUAGUAAACACAUCAUCUUCCAUAUUUCAUUGGUAUUGAAACAUGUUCAUAGUUUCAGUAUCUUGUUUACAUUGAAACGUUGCUGUGGACGCCCUUCACUAGCCCUUAGUAACGGCUUUUAUUCUGGCCAUUCCAUUCCAUUA
Molecule: messenger RNA, 1409 nt
Organism: Patiria miniata (bat star)
Lineage: Eukaryota; Metazoa; Echinodermata; Asteroidea; Valvatida; Asterinidae
Exons: 1
Coding region: 118-1008 (296 amino acids)
Biological process (GO): retrotransposition
Cellular component (GO): ribonucleoprotein complex
Molecular function (GO): single-stranded RNA binding
Source: RefSeq, a predicted model, not a curated record